CCUGGCCGCCAUCAUUCCUGCUUUCUGCUUUUCGAGCUUUUGACGACGACUUCUUCUACUUUUCAAAUCUAUUCCGUAGAGUCUCACGAUCAUGAACAAGAAUCCUUUCGUCCCGACGGCGGCAUACACCCCGCAGCAACCACCUCUACCACCUGGUCCUCCUCCUCCUCAGCCCACUCAGCCAGACUACGCUGCUUAUUGGACGGCGGCAGCAGCGGCGCAACACGUCCAGGCGCCCACUGUUGGUACCUAUAAUCCGCAGUGGACCGCCGCGCAGCAUGCGCAACCCGCUACUGCUCCGCGACCCACCGCUGAGCAAUCUGCUUUGUUUGCGAACUAUGGAUAUGGAAACCAGCAAAAUUUGGCUUGGCAGCAGCAGCAAAGACAGCCUCAACCGCACUUCCAACCGCCUCCACCCGUCGUACAGCCUCCCCCUCCUCCCCCUCCUCAGCCAGCUUACAAUCCGUAUCAACCACAAGCAGGAGCUUAUCAACAGCCUUACGUUCCUCAGGGCGGUCCUGCGCCACAGCAAGUUCCUCAGACGCCAUAUCAGCCACAAGUCGCUCCCCAGCCAUUCCAGCAACAACAGCAGCAACAGUUUUAUCAUCCCCAGCAGCAGCAGCAGCAAAGGCCCAACAAUCGCAACAUUCAUCACGCCUCGCCUCAGCAACUUCCGCCUGCCAAGCGCCAGCGGUUCGAUGGCCCUAGUCAGCACCGUGGCCCUCCUCCUCCCCAGCCUCAGUUUCAGCCUCCCCCACCUCCGCCCAUGCAACAAGGCGGAGGCAUGAACAUGUUCAAUCAGAAUCAAGGGCAAGGUUUUGGUCGCGGAGGAGGACCGGUAAUGAGUCAGAUGCAGAUGGGAGGUGGUCGGGGCGGUUAUGGUGGGGGACGCGGUGGGAACAAUAUGGGCGGAAGAGGCAGAGGUGCGCCGAUGGGAAUGAACAGAGGUGGUAAUCGUGGCAGAGGAAGUUACAACAACCUGGGUGGUCGAGGAGGGGGGAUGAUACAGAGUGGAGGAAGCUUCAGAGGACACGGUCCCACCAGGGGAUUUGGGAAUAGAGACAAUCGGCGAGGUGGGUCGUUCAAUGCUGGAGGUCAAGGAUACUCGCACGGCUACCAGCAACAGCAUCAGCAGCAACACCACCACCAUCAGCACAACUAUCAGAAUAACUCCUUCCGUGGUCGCAAUCAGAGCUUCUCCCAGUCCAGCAGGGGAAGUCGUCAUGAUUCGGGUCCUGCGCAUAGCAGCAGAGACAAUGUCAAUGCAAUGUCCGCAGGAUUCUCCACUGGUAAGAAAGAUGAGAAUAGGCGGACACUGACAGAUUUCAAGAUUAUUGGGCUGGAGAUGCCGGAGCUGUCUUGGAGCUGGGGUGUCUCCAAAUCGGAGUCUACGGAUGUGACGGUCAAGAAGGAGAAGACCGAGUCUGCUGUUCCAUCUGACAGUGCUUCUAACCCUCAGACUCCCGCGUCUCCUGCCAAAUCUGAGGCUAUUCCAAGCGGCAGUGAUGCUACUGUUACAGCAACAGCUGUAGGGGAGGUGCCGCCCGCUGCUGAAGGUGCCCCCGUAAAGACGGAGCCGAUCGCUCUUUUGCCGCCCCCGCCUUCUCGCAUCCGCAUUUAUUUCCACACGCCCGUGACUGCUGAUGAUUCUCAUCCGAUUCCUUCCCAAACCUCUUAUUCUCUUGGCCAGUCCUCUACUACGAGGAAGGGGAAGCGUAAAAAGCUGGAGGAUGAUGAUGGCGACGUGGAAGAUGGUCGCGGCCCCCCUCCCCCGCCUCCUCACUCGUCUGAUAUGGCAAAUGAGCAUGCCGAUGCUAGUGUGGCUCCUAGCAUGGAUUAUGAUGGGACUGAUACCGCCGUUGGCCGUGACAGUGUCGCUCCUAGCGUAGCGGAGACGACUAGCGAAGCGGACUGGCUGAUGGCUGCCAUCGGCGGUGAGGAAGGAGAAGGAGAGGAAGGGGAUCAUGAUAAUGCAAACGGGGCAGAACAGUACCACGAUGCUGAUGCCGAGGGUGAAUUUGGUAAGCCUCCUACUCCUCGAUCGAGCUCGUGCACCUGCGAACGCGCACCUCGUUCGAACGAAUGCGUUCGCGCCACUGAUACACGUUUUCUCAAGAAGGCAAUGGAUAUGAUGGCGUGCAAGGGGAGGGUCAGGACGAGUAUCAUACGCUGGGUGAUGAGGAUGCCCAUGGCUCUGUUGAUGAGCAGCAUGACCAAAGCGCCUCGACUGCGGGACAUGCUGAGCUGCUCGUUAAUCCCAACGGCGCUGAAGGUGUCAACACCUCAGAGCAUCCUUCUAUGGCCGAUGUUCCAGAUGCUGCAGCAGGGGGCACCCCUCACUACGAGAGUGGUUCGGUAGCUGGACCCGCUGGUCAAGCCGUGCCCGAGGCUGACUCCGACAGCAAUCAGAACGCUUACCUCUCUGCGCCUGCCGAAUCGUCUGCUGUUCCUGAUGUUUCUGCUGCUCCUUUGGCUUCUCCUCCUGUUGCAUCUGCUCACACUUCAUCCAAUGGCGACGUUCAGGCCCCCGUUACAAACAGCACACAUGCAAAGCCGUUGCAGGCGGAAGACUCCAUCGCUUCUACAGUGCCCGAUACGGGCAACAAGGACCUCGCUUACGCGUCGUUCAAUGCCGCUGUCAUUGAUGAGGAAGAGCAGCACGAUGUCAACCAACUCCUGCAGGAGCCUACGCAGCUUGAAGAGCCUCAGGACGAGCAAAAUGAAUCUGA
Molecule: messenger RNA, 2729 nt
Organism: Laetiporus sulphureus 93-53
Lineage: Eukaryota; Fungi; Basidiomycota; Agaricomycetes; Polyporales; Laetiporaceae
Exons: 1
Coding region: 92-2359 (755 amino acids)
Source: RefSeq, a predicted model, not a curated record